AUGGCAGGUGCUCCUAGCAGCGAAAAGCUUUGGGGAGGUCGCUUUACUGGUGGCCAGGACCCCCUCAUGACGGCGUACAACGAGUCCAUCUACUACGAUCGUGCCUUCUAUUCGCAAGACAUCCGUGGCUCCAUUGCCUGGGCCCGCGCAAACAAGAACAAGGGCAUUCUGAACGACCAGGAGUUUGCCGAGAUCGAGAGAGGUCUUAAAGAGGUGGAAGAAGAAUGGAAGUCUGGCAAAUUCAGCAUCAAGCCCGGCGUCGACGAGGACAUCCACACUGCCAACGAGCGUCGCUUGGGUGAGAUCAUCGGCAAGAACAUUGCUGGCAAGCUCCACACUGGUCGUAGCAGAAACGAGCAGGUUGCUGUUGACAUGCGCAUGUGGCUGCGUGAACAGCUCGAGAACAUCGAGUCGUUCCUCGUCGAUCUGCUCAAGGUCAUUGCCAGCCGCUCAGAACAAGAGAUUGAGCACGUCAUGCCUGGCUACACUCAUCUCCAGCGCGCACAGCCCAUCAGAUGGUCACAUUGGAUGCUCUCGUACGGCCUCGCCUUCGCCAACGACCUCGAGAGACUUCGUGAAGUCAAGCAGCGUGUGAACCGCAGCCCUCUUGGUUGUGGUGCCUUGGCUGGAAACCCCUUUGGCAUCGACCGUGAUGCCAUGGCCAAGGAGCUGGGCUUUGACACUCUCAUCUACAACUCGAUGGCUGGCGUUGCCGACCGUGACUUUGUCGUCGAGACGAUGCAAUGGGGAAGCAUGCUCAUGCUGCACCUGAGUCGCUGGGCCGAGGACUUGAUCAUCUACUCGAGCGCCGAAUUCAACUUUGUCAGACUCGCAGACGCCUACUCGACCGGCAGUUCGCUCAUGCCCCAGAAGAAGAACCCCGACUCGCUCGAGCUGAUCCGAGGCAAGGCUGGCAGAGCAUACGGUCAGAUGGCAGGUCUGAUGAUGACGAUUAAGGGCAUCCCUUCGACCUACAACAAGGAUCUGCAGGAGAGCGUUGAGCCUCUGCUUGACCACGUCAAGACUGUUGGCGACAGCAUUCAAAUCGCGACUGGUGUCCUCUCCACCCUCAACAUCCAGCCCAAGAACAUGCUGGCUAGCCUGUCACCCGACAUGCUUGCCACCGAUCUUGCAGACUACCUUGUCCGUAAGGGCGUGCCGUUCCGCGAGACCCACCACAUCUCUGGCAGAGUGGUCGCUCUCGCCGAAGAGAAGAACACACCCAUGGACAAGCUCUCGUAUGAACAACUGAAGGGUGUCGAUUCGCGAUUCGAGCAGGACAUCCUCGAGGUCUUUGACUACCAGAAGAGUGUCGAGAUGAGAAGCGCUUCGGGCGGUACUAGCAAGAGCUCGGUCAUGGAGCAAAUCAAGGUCAUCAAGCAGACCAUUGAGAAGAAGUAA
This is a messenger RNA of Aureobasidium vineae, 1401 nucleotides long. The record is from the annotation of a GenBank genome assembly. NCBI's taxonomy places the organism in Eukaryota, Fungi, Ascomycota, Dothideomycetes, Dothideales, Saccotheciaceae.